AUGAGCAGAUCCAAUCUUGCACUUUGGACAGCAGCAACAGCUGUCACCACGGCCGUGGUUACUGCCACUGUCAUUGAAGCCGCAAGAUACUAUUUUUUGUCCUCGGGGCCAAAAACACCAGUUGCUCGCUCAAAAGAAUUCACAGACACCGUUCCUAACUACUCUGAGGAGCUGAUCAGAGAACAGCUUGCAAGAAACUACGUUUUUCUUGGAGAAGAAGGGAUGAAGAAAGUGCGAGACCAAUUUGUGGUUGUUGUUGGAGCAGGUGGAGUUGGAUCCAACUGUGUCACUGCUCUGGUUCGGUCUGGAGUUUCCAAAGUCAGAAUUAUUGACUUUGACCAGGUGACCCUUUCAUCUCUCAACAGACACUCGGUGGCUAUUGGUAGAGAUGUGGGAACGUCCAAGGUUGAUUGUUUGCGCAGACACUUGCUCCAAAUUGCGCCUUGGUGUGAGAUCGAGGCAAUUAAUACGCUCUUCAACCUUGAGAACGCAGAAUCGCUACUACUGAAAGACAGUCCUACAUACGUUGUGGACUGUAUUGAUAACAUCGAUACCAAGGUGGAUUUGUUGAGCUUCUGUCACAGCAAGGGCAUUCAGGUGAUUUCGUCUAUGGGAGCAGCCUGCAAGAGCGAUUCGACAAGGGUCAAUGUGGCAGACAUCUCUGCUUCGGACGAAGAUCCGUUGGCACGGUCUGUUAGACGGAGAUUGAAGAAAAGAGGAAUCAUCAACGGCAUUCCAUGUGUUUUCUCAAGCGAGAAGCCCGACCCUCGUAAAGCAAGCUUGCUACCACUUCCAGAUGAGGAGUUCGAGAAGGGCCAUGUUGACCAGCUGAGUGCGUUGCAGAAUUUCCGUGUUCGUAUUCUUCCUGUGUUGGGCACAAUGCCUGCCAUGUUUGGUCUCACCAUUGCAACUUACAUUGUGACCACUGUUUCUGGCUACCCUGUGGAGCCGAUCGAGGGAAAGAACAGAAUAAAGGUGUACGACGGAAUCUUGCAGAGUUUGGCUGGACAACAGUCUAGACUCGGGGAGAAGGACCAGCGCGUGCAAAUCUCUCUGAGCGACGUGAACUACAUUCUCGAGGAGGUUUUCCGUGGAAAGUCUCCGAUCAGCGGGUUUUCCACGAGAUUGGCACUUUCCAGAUGGAAAAGAGAAGAACCAUUGUCGCUCCAAAACGUGGUGAUCAUGACCAAGGAGGAACAAAAAGUCCACGAGGACCGUGUUCUUCUUGGAGGAGAGUCUUUGGAGACGGUUUACCCGCCAGCCGUUCUUGAGCUUGUGGAAAAACGGUUCCGUGAAGAAAAGUACUACUCCGAGUUCCGGUAA
This is a messenger RNA of Ogataea philodendri, 1323 nucleotides long. RefSeq lists its product as uncharacterized. Gene Ontology annotation, molecular function: tRNA threonylcarbamoyladenosine dehydratase activity; ubiquitin-like modifier activating enzyme activity. Gene Ontology annotation, biological process: cyclic threonylcarbamoyladenosine biosynthetic process. The coding region runs from base 1 to 1323 and encodes 440 amino acids. The transcript has a single exon. Gene Ontology annotation, cellular component: mitochondrial outer membrane. The record is from RefSeq and is a predicted model, not a curated record. Lineage: Eukaryota; Fungi; Ascomycota; Pichiomycetes; Pichiales; Pichiaceae.